Anastrepha ludens (Mexican fruit fly) is the source of this 5395-nucleotide messenger RNA. It is a transcript of the gene KrT95D, whose product is annotated as phosphofurin acidic cluster sorting protein 2. Gene Ontology annotation, biological process: protein localization to plasma membrane. The transcript is spliced from 10 exons. The record is from RefSeq and is a predicted model, not a curated record. The coding region runs from base 74 to 3358 and encodes 1094 amino acids. Lineage: Eukaryota; Metazoa; Arthropoda; Insecta; Diptera; Tephritidae.
UUCUUUAUUUAUUUACAGACUGUGCUCGUUGACAAUAACGCGCCUAUCGAUACUGACACCAUUACCCGGCGAUAUGACGUCACUAACAUUGGCUGUCAAGAUGCAGAGCUCCAAGCGUACAUUACGUUCACACGAGAUACCCAUAAAUAGCAGUGGUUUUGCGCAAAGUGGUGCAUCCGGUGGCACAGCAACUGGCCUGACCGCUUCGAACAAUGCUGUUGGCAGCAUUAUGCAGCAGAGCAACUCUGGAGCCUCACUUAUCGGUGGUGGUUGUGGUGGUGGUGGCAUUAACAACGCAAUGGGCAGCAGCAAUGCUCAAAUGGGUUCAGCCAUAAUUGGCACGCCCGGAAAUAUUGGAAAUACGGGUAUUGGCAUUGGCAUUGGCGGAAGCAGCAGUGGUGUUGUGUCCAUGACAGCGGGCGGUAGUGGCGGAGCGACCACGAUGCCAUUGGCAGAGACUGAAUUAGAUUUACACUUCAGCCUGCAGUAUCCGCAUUUUAUCAAGCGCGAUGGCAAUAGCAAUCGCAUUGGCUACAAUUUACCCUUCUCUCCCUUCUCUCGCUCAAACGCACAUAGACUGGUUAUAUUGUUGCAACGUCGCAAAAAAUACAAAUCACGCACCAUCUUGGGCUAUAAAACCCUGGCCGAGGGCAUUAUACGUAUGGAUGCAGUGCUGCAAAAGUCCAUGGACAUGACAGUCGAACUGACGGCAUCCGGCAAAAAUGGCCGACCGGGCACAACGGUGGCGUGUCUACGCGCCGAACGCGUCUCAUCCAUUCCAGUUGAUCAUGACAAUAAGAAUAAUAAUAGCGUACUACUGGCAGAUCGUGUUGCCGAAUACUCAGACGAGGACGAAGAAGGCGAAUUUAGUUCUGGUGAAUUUAAUGAUGAGGCCACCGAACUUGGCAUACCCGGUUACGAUCCCAAACGCGAUUACAACCCGAGCAAGCAUGAUAUGCGAAAAUAUCGUAAAUUGCAACGUUCUGAGGUGGAGGACGUCGCACUAGGCACCAAUCCAGUUGAUAGUGAUAGUGAAUUCGAGAUGAAGGAUAAGAGCUCGUCGCGGGCGAAGAUCAGUCGGACGAUUUCAUUGCAACAACGCAACUUCAAGCAAAAAAUUGUUGCGUUACUAAAACGUUUCAAGGCUUCCGAAGAGUUGGAGGGUGAGGUGAGUCGCGGCACAGCUGCAUUGCGUGGCGAACGCGAUUUGGAUGCGCUCUUUCAAGAGCUUGAAUCUUUGUCCUGCUGCGAGGGUGACGAUUCUGGCCCCGAUAUGGACAGCUUAUCAAUUGGUUCGACACCGAAACCUUCGCUGCGUCCAUUCUUCACCAACUCACGGAUAAUGUUGCACGAUAAUGGCGCUGGUGGUGGCAACUUUGAACGCAGAUCAUCGGAUAAAAGCGACCAAUUGACCAAUUCGUCAUUCAAUUAUGAUAAUACUAGACAAAAAUGCAUUCAUUUAACAAACAAUAACAAUAAUUCGGCAACAACACCAGAUCGCCCGCCUGACUAUCGCAACGACAGCUCUGGCAAUGAGGGUAAUGCUUUCAAUACCGAUGGCCAGAAUUCCGACCCUCAAAAUAGUCCACCACGCACGGAUAAAGACUAUAUGCGUCUGCAACUAUUGCAGCAACAGCAACAACAACAAUUGACUCCAGUGAGCGGCGGCGGCAACAACAGCAACGCAUUCACCUUUAGUGAGAAGCGUUCGCGACUCUUUCGUACAUCAAGCAAUACACCAAGCGCUGCCGGUAGUAGUGGUGGUGCUAUGGGGAUGGGCAAGAAAAAGCAGACGCUCAGCUUAUCGGCUGAGCCACGUUCAGUAUUAGAAACAUGUCUGUCACCGACAAAUGUGGAGCCGCGUAAAAUGUUGCUUGACCAGCUGAGCCGCAUAUUCGCCAGCGAAGACACAGUGUUGCCCGAUGUGGUUACAAUAAUCAGUCCACCUGAGGCGCUAAGUGGCAGCGCAUUAAUACCUAAGCUAACAACAUUGUUGGGGAACUCUUUCAAGCCGGCUUUUGUGCCACAAAACACAGCAGAAGUUAAGGCGGUGCUGCAGGCGUUGAUGGGCAAAAUACAGAAAUACUGCAAUUCGAAUGCAAAGCCACCGAAUACGGUGAAGAUUUUGCUUUUGGGCGGUGAUUGGUUGCAGGGUGCCGCUUUACGCCACUACGUUGAGCUGAUGGGCGUGCGCCCGCCAGAUUGGCUAAAUCAUUUGCGUUUUUAUAUUGUGCCCAUAGGUAGCGGUAGCACGAUUGCGCGCUAUCUCAGCCAAAUCGAUUUAACAUAUGGUGCCAUGUUUGGUUCGGACAAUUGGUAUCAGUUGUGUGAACGCGUAGCGGCGACUGCAGCGGCAGUUAGCGCUGUGACAACAGUGAACGCAUCGGCGCUAUCAACGACGCUCGGUGAUUCGGUGACGGCUAAUAAAUCGGACAUUGUGGAGAUGGUGCAACGCAUACAGCGUUAUUUGCACGCAGCCGGCCCAUGUACACAGAUUCCUAUCGCCGAGGCCAUGGUCAAUUAUAAGGACGAAGAUUCAUGUCAAAUAUUUGUGCCAUUCGUCAGUGACGUACGCAUUGGCUACUUGGAAGGUCCACAGGUAUCACUUGAUCUCGAAGAGAAUGCUGCACAAACUGGCAGUACUGGUGCUCAACAAGGAUUGAAUAUGUCGAGUGCCAUGCCCAUUGGAAAUGCUAAUGUUACGAAUAUGCCCGGUGGUGGUAGCAGCGGUGGUGGUGGAAGCAAUAAUGCACCAUCCGGUUCGCCACCGCAAAGUGGUCGUAUCUCACCACCCCAGCAUACGCCACCCUCUUCGGCGAAUGCGCUACGCGAUCGUGGCGGUGAUUCAAUAAGUACACUACCAGCGAAGGCGAAUGAUGCGCCCGAGUCAGUAGAGCUGCAAGUAGACUAUUGGCCCAUUAUGCGACCGGGUGAUUACACACCUAAGGAGAAGAGCAUCACACGUAGUGGUGAUCAGGGUGGCAAGAGUAGCAUUAAGAGCACGUUCAGGAAUCUACAGGUUUGGCGGCUACCACAGAAUGCUCAAUUGGGCGAGAUGUCGCAUGGGUUGACGGUGAAUUUCGCCACUAAAGAAAAAAAACAAAAGCAAAUAAUGCGUCUGGGCAAGAAAAAAGAAAAAGAUCGAGAUCUCGAAAAGGAGCAAUGCGUCGAAGGCGUGGCGCGCCUAAUUUGCUCGCCGAAACCGUCGCAUCCAGUACCGUUAAGAGUUUUCAUCGACGGCACAGAAUGGACUGGUGUGAAAUUCUUCCAAUUGUCAUCGCAAUGGCAAACGCACGUUAAGAAUUUUCCAAUUGCUCUGAUUGGUUGUACGCCAAUGUCAUGUUCUGAGAUAUCCUAGUCAUUUUAAAUACAUACAAAAUAUUAAACGAUGAAACAUAACUUUUUAAUAUGUAAUAAUUAAUGUAACAAUUACACUUAUAGAACAGAUAAAUAUGCUGCAUAUAAACAUGUUAUAAAUACGUACGUUGACAAAAAUAUUGUGCGACUAGUAUUGGAAUAAUAACUUUAAUAUACUGUAUAUUCAUAUAGACAUACAUACAUACUACAUAUACCAUACAUUCAUAAAUGCCUUCAUAAAUGACUACAUAAAAAGCGAACCAUGCACAGCGACUGUGCGCAUAACUCAUACACACUGCAAUUCAGCAAAAGAAUAAUAGUAAUCAUAAAAAGCUACUUACUUAUAUUUUUACUACAUUCAUCUCUGUAAUAAACAUACAAAAAUGCUAAAUGCAUAAAAAUAGAUUUUCCUUAUGAUUUGUUUUUACAUAUUUUUAGCUUUAUAACGACACAAGUUCGUUCUUAUAUAUUAGAAUCCACGUAAACGCAUACACAUAAAUAUAUUUUUAUGAUUUUUUUUAUUUUUUAAUUUUCUUAUUAUUAUUAUUAUAUUUAUAUAUCUUUUUUGAUAACAAUGAAACUUUUGAGCUGUUGUAAUUGUUGUUUGUAAAAAUAAAUUACCAUGAAAAAAUAUUUACUAUAAAAUGCGCUUACUUAUAAAGAAAAUAUAACAUUUUGGUGCAUACAUACAUAAAUGCAUUCAUAAAUAAAUUUAAAAGCAACUAAAGUGAAUUGUGAAACCAAACAAAGCUUGCUAAAAAACAGUAGAAUUUACAUAUACUAUAUACACAUAUAUAGUUAAACGAUAAAUGGUAGCUACAUACAUACAUACGCCGAUAAUGUGUUAAAUGCAAUAUGAAACUUGAGUAUUGAGAUUUAAGUAUAGCAUACAAUUUAUAGCUUCCUACAACCACCAGCCAUAUUGAAAUAUUAAAUGUUAAAAAUACAUGCAUACAUGCAUACAUACAUAUAUACAUGCAUAUGAGAGUAUAAACAUAAAAUUUGAAACAAUGUAAACGCAUAAGUGAAACGCAAAUUAACAUUGCAAUGCCACCGUGUUCAGUGCGCCUCGGCGACUGAACUUCAACGAAUUUCCAUUAAAGCAGCUGUAUCAGAGAUUUUUCCUUAUUAAAUAGUAGAAACAGUAAAUAACACAAAAUAAAUAGUACAUAAUUUAAAGCAAUGUAAUAAGAAUUGACUGCGAAGCAUACAUACAUACAUAUAUACAUACAUACAUACAUACAUAUAUACAUACAUACAUGCAUAUUGAAAAUGAACCACAGUUCCAGAGUAGCAACUUUUUAAAUCUCAAUGUGCUACAGUGUAAAUUAUUUAUGCAUAAAAAUAAGAUACUAAUCUAAAAUGGCUCAAAAAGUGUAUGAGAACUGGGGAUAUGCAAAAAUGAAUCUAUUAAAAUCUUAGUUAAAAAUUUAAUGAAUCCAUUAAAAACUUAAUUAAAAAUUGAUAAACUUUUAGAAAUCAGUAAAAUGUUGUUGUUGUAGCAGCAUAAACAUGCCGCUGGAGUGCCAGUCCUUGGCUGGAUAUAAAUCCGGGUCUCGUUUCGGUAACGUAGAAUCGACUGUCAUGGGAACGAUCAGUAAAAUGUAAUUAGCACUGGCUAAAACAAUGUUUUCCCAUUUCCUGAUUCACUCCAACCAACAAUAUUUUUCAAUAUGAUGAUUACUAAUAUAAAUUAUCAAAAUAAUAAAAUAAAAAUGUCAAUUACGUUUUAAAAUGGUUCUCCGCAAAUGUUCACUUUUAUAAAUUCUAAUAAAUAUGUAUGUGCAUAUACUAUAUCACAGCGAGUUGUUGACAAGUUUUGAUAAUUUAUUUGUUUCUCAUUUAAUUUUAAUAAUGUUUUUAUGAAAUUGUAUUACAUUUGCCUAAAAAAUCAUAUAAAUCCAAUUUAAAAUUUAGUGCAAAUUAAAAAUAAAAAUCAACAAUAUUUCAAAUUUUUUGAAUAAUUUCGGGUAUGCAGUUUUAUGGUCUAUUAAAUUUUGGUUUGAUAAAAUUCAACUUUGAAGUGUCUCAAAAACCG